CAUACACUUUGCCAUGCUUAAGGAUGUGCUCAAGGGCAGUUCACGCUAGGUAGUAAAAGCACAGUUGUUUGGUAACCCUGCGGCUGGGUGUGUUUUGCGUAGCUGUGACAAGCCAUAGGACUAUCGUCUGUGAAGGCUUUACUAUAGAAAAGCACACAUAAACUUAGAGCAGGCGAAGCGGUUCGCGCGUUCCGAGCAGUCCAUGGCACACUCGCAGCACUCCGACGACGACGAUCAAUCGUCGGCGAGUGGUGCCGUGAGCCAGGAGGCAUCCACGUCUGGACAUCGGGCGCGUUUUGCAAGGAACCUGGGAGGGGGCCAAGACAACAAUGAUGAAGAGCUCCUGGAGCAGCGCAAGACGCUGGAGGAGGCGGUGUUUUCUGCCAUGUACACGCUGUCCAAGGGCAAGGGCGCCGAGAGCUGGAAGCUGGCGGCGGUCAAGGUGGUCCUGGAGGGACUGGUGCCCUUCCUGGUGGCGUUCAACCCGACCAUGCGCUGGCCCAUCCACACCAGCAACCCGGUGUGGCAGGUGGUGCGCUGGGCGCUGCCCUCGUCGCCCAUUGCGCGCAUCUGGGGCUACCAGACGUACGUGACGCUCAUGUACGUGCUGGCGGCGCUCAUCUACACCGUGGCGGCGGCGGUGGCGGCGCUCACACUGGCCAUGCGAAAGCAGGAGCACUCAAAGUGGCUCAACAGGUCGGCGGCACUGCUGCAGCGCUUCACAGACGUCAUGUUUGGCAUGCUGUACGUGUCGCUGUUUGAUUACAUGCUGUUCCUGUUCAAUUGCGACUACGGCACACCCGGCUCGCCGCACAACUACUGGACCAGCGUGUCCUGCUUCACGGGCAGCCACAUGAUCACGCUGGUGGUGGCGGGCGUCACGGCGGCCGUGUUCUUCUUCAUGACGGCACUCAUGCUGGUGGCGGGCUGCGACUUGAGUCCGGUGGCUCACGGCCUCAUGGCCUCGCCCGCCGCCGUGCUGCGGCUGCGUGUGCUGCUGCUCAAGGCGGCCUACGUGGGCGCGGCGGACCUGCUGGGGGAGUGGCGCAAGACGCAGGCCCUGGCCAUGGUGGGCUGUGUUGCGCUGGUGUGCUGGUACAACCUGCGCUCGCUGCCCUUCCUGCGCCCCUACGUCAACGACGCCUGGGGCGGCUGUUGGGCCGCGGUGCUGUACGCGGCCUGCUGCCUGGCGGCCUGGGUGUUCGACCCGCGCCGCGACGACAAGGCGGUGGGGCAGCGGUACUGCAUGAUAGUGCUGUACGGCGUGUUCCCGGCCGCUGCGGCGGGCGCGGCGAUGACGGCGGCGGUGUGUCGCUGGCGGCUGCGGGUGGCGCCGCGCUUCCGGGGGCUUGAUGCGGCGGCGCUGGGGGCGGUCGGGCUGAGGAAGGUGCACAAGUUCGGGCGAGCAGAGGAGGUGGAGGUGGUGUCGCGGGCCAUGCGGCGCUUCGACGCGGAUGGGCAGGUGCUGGUAGAUGCGGCGGCGCUGGGGGAGGCGGUCAUCAAGUGCGGCCUGGCCAUGUUCCCGGGCGAUGUGGGGCUGCUCAUCCUCAACGCCAAUUUCCUGAUGGAGGUGAAGCGGGACGGCCCGGCGGCGCGAACACAGCUGCAGCUGGCGCUCAAGGGGUCGCCCAGUCUCAUCCAGCGCUACCAGAUCUUCUCCAGCGCCGAGACCAGCAAGCGGCUCAAGGAGGGGGCGGAGGGGCACGGCGGCGGCGGCGGCCUGGACCUGCACAGCUAUGUGGAGUUCAAGAGGAAUUACAGGGCGGUCGUACGUGUGCACAAGGCGGCGCUGGCGGCUCAGCGCGACUUCUGGUCGCUGCUGCUGGGCAAGGGCCGGGUGGCGGCGGCGGCGAUGCAGGAGACCCUGGCGGCGGUGGAGGCGGCGGCGGACACAGCGCACCAGGUGUACAGGCGCGUGUUGGAGCGCUACCCCAGCAACGGCAAGCUGCUGCGCUGCUACGGCAAGUUCCUGGAGGACGUGCGCAACGACCCAGUCGCGGCGUCGCGAGCUUACACCGAGGCAGCCCGCAACGGCGGCGCCGAUGGACUGCUGUCGCUGGACCUCAAGAUUACCGGUAGCACACAUUUGUACCGCCUGAGCCCGCCGCUCACACCACCACACUCGCACCACGCACCACGCCUCACGCCUCCUACCACACCGCCGCGCAGGGCGGUCGUACGUGUGCACAAGGCGGCGCUGGCGGCUCAGCGCGACUUCUGGUCGCUGCUGCUGGGCAAGGGCCGGGUGGCGGCGGCGGCGAUGCAGGAGACCCUGGCGGCGGUGGAGGCGGCGGCGGACACAGCGCACCAGGUGUACAGGCGCGUGUUGGAGCGCUACCCCAGCAACGGCAAGCUGCUGCGCUGCUACGGCAAGUUCCUGGAGGACGUGCGCAACGACCCAGUCGCGGCGUCGCGAGCUUACACCGAGGCAGCCCGCAACGGCGGCGCCGAUGGACUGCUGUCGCUGGACCUCAAGAUUGAAGGAAGCGACAAGCCCGACUUCCUGACGUCCAUGGACCUGCACGAGGACGCAUGCAUGGUCAUCAACCACGAGGGAAACAUCAUGAUGGUCAACUCGUGUGUGACGCCGCUGCUGGGCUACCUACGCUCCGAGCUCGAGGGAGCCAGCGUCAGCCUGAUCAUGCCGCAGCCCUUCGCCGGCCGCCACGCCGGCUACAUGCAGCGAUAUGUGCAGGGCGGCGAGCCUCACAUCCUGGACAGCGUGCGCGACGUGGUGGCGCUGCACCGGGACCGUGUGGUGUUCCCGCUGCAGCUGUGCGUCACCAAGCUCUCCGGCAUAGGCACGGAUUCCAUCUUCCUGGGCGUGAUGAGGCCGGCGCCCCUGGACCCGCACAACGUGCGCGCCUGGGUGGCACCCAACGGGCUUGUGCUGUGCACCGACCCGCAAUUCGCCAGCCUGACCGGGCUGACCAGCGAGGAGAUGGUGGGCCGCGCAUUCCAGUCGCUCGCCACCGACCCCGCCGAGGCGGAGGCCAUCGUCGCCCACUGCCGUACCGCGGCGUACGACGAAGUGGCCUCCGGGUCGGCCGUGUACCGCCUGUACCUCGCCCACAAGUUCACGGCUGCCGUACCCGUGGAGCUCAUCGUACGGGUGGGCGGUACGGACGGCCAACGCAUUCUGAUUCUGCACGCGCGCCGCACCGACGGCGACACCGGUGGGCUGCUGGUGGUGGACACGCGGGGUAGCCUGGCGUUUGCGACCUGGGACGUGGCUGCCAUGCUUGGCUACCCACUGCCCAGGCUGCUCAAGAUGCGACUGGGCCAGCUGAUGCCGCAGCCCUUCGCCACGAUGCACGCCAAACACCUGCGGUCGGACCCGCGCACCAGCGGGGGCGCCGCCGCCGCCGCGCCGCCACCCACCAGCUGCCGCGCCGGCGCCCUGGUGCACAUGGUCAACCACCUGGGAGCUAGCGUGCCGGUCCGUCUCAGGGUGACAACACGUGACGAUGUGGAGCUGCCGCUGCUGGAGGCCCGCGGCGGCGGCGGCGGCCGGGCCGCGGCGGCGGCGGGGAUGCCCAGGACCCUGCACGUGGUGCAGGUGUCCAGGGCGGACGCCUCCUCCACCCAGGCGCUGCACAGCGACCGCCGCCUCGUGCUCACCUGCAGCCUGGACGGCACUGUGGUUGCGGCGGACGACUCCGCCGUGUUCGGCUUCACCGGCGGGUCGGUGGUGGGCUCCAACCUUGCGGACUGCAUCGACAUCUUCGCCGAGUGGCGCGACAAGGCGGGCGCGCACCAGACGGAGCUGCUGCUGCUCAGCCUGCUGGACAAGGAGGCGGAGAUGCCGGGCACCAGCUGGCGUGCCAGGGUGCACAGCCCACUCACCGAGGAUGCACUGCCGGACAUCAGCAGCCGCAAGCGGCCGCCGAGGUCGGAGGCGGGCCGCUCCGCCUGCCUGCAGACCGAGCUCAUCGACGUGUCUGACGUGGCGGCGCGGGCGGCGGCGGCGGGCCAGCGCCGCCCGGCCCUGACAGCAGCCGGCGGCUUGGCGGCGGCGGCAGGUGACGACGAGAACAACGCCGGGCCACAGAACCUCGCUCGCAUCAUCCUGUGGCGGCGCGACCUGUUGUGCGGUGUGGUGGAGCUGGACGAGGCGCUGGUGGUGCGGCGAGCUGACAUGGACACCGGGCUCAUCGUGGGGCUGCCGCCCGCCUCCCUCGGCCGCAUGCCGCUGCACAGGCUGCUGGAGGUCCCGGCGGGUGCCACGUGGCAGCAGCUCAUGUCGGGAGCGGCCGACAGCAGUGGCGCCGCCGGCGCCGGUGGGAAGAAGGGCAAGGCGGCCGCUGCCGCGAGGAAGUCUGCGCUCAAGGGCGGUGCGGCAGGCCUGGUGGUGUCGGGCGCGCGUGCCUUCCUGGGCGGCCACCCCGACGGCGGAACCAUGCGGGUGCUGCUGCAAGACACGUCCUACGUGGGCGCCCGAGCCAAUGUGUACAAAGCGCUGGGGCUGGAGGCGCUCAUGCAGCAGCAGCAGCAGCAGCAGCAGCAGCAGCAGCAGCAGCAGCAGCCGCAGCAGGGGACGGAGCAGCAGGGGGCACAGGCGGGCGGCGCGGCAGACGCGGCCGCCGCCGCAGCAGCACGCGGUGACAGCAAGCCGGUUCGCGCGGGCGCCUUCAUGCGCCGGGCGCUGACUGGAGAGGAGGAGGGACUGCUGGCGGGGGUGCCGGCAAUGGGGCCAGAGCGGCAUGAGGAGCGGGCGCCGGCGGCCCAGCAGUCCGACGCAGGCGACGGCAAGGGCGGCAGUAGCCGGCAGCAGCCCAGCUCGCGGCCGUCAGACGAUAGCGCUUUUGGCCUAGGCGGCCUGCUGCUACUGCCGCCGUCGGGCAAGGGCUGUAGCACGGAAGCGGCAGUAGCGGCAGCAGGGGAUGACGACGCGGCGGCUACUGCGGCGCUGAAGGCUGCUGGGGUCAGGGUGGGAGGCUCGGAAAGAGCAGCUGAGGAUCGCGACGAUGACGAGGACGGGGAGGACGAGGAGUCAGGAAAGGAAGAUGCUGCAGAGGAGGGUUUGGCCCUGCACAAGAAAGCACAAAGCCAGUCCGAGUUCGUGGCGCAGUGGGUGCGCACACUGUCACGCCAGAUGCUGGCGCCGCCCUCGGCUCCUGCCACGGCCGCUGAGCCGUCUCUGCCGACUGCUACUGCCACCAACCACCACCACCAGCAGCAGCAGCAGCAGCAGCAGGCAUCCGCCCGCUCACUGCUGGCACCCACUCAGUCGUCCUCACCCGCAGACCCGGACGCUGCGGCGACAGGCACUCCUGGCGGCGGCGGCGGCGGCGGUGAGGCCGCUGACGCCGGCGCCGCCACCAACGCCGACGCAGACGCCGACGCCAACAGGGCACUUGCGCUGCGGAAGCAAACAUCAUCGCAGUCACGCCAGUCGUCACAACACGCACGCCAGUCACGCCGGCAGCAACAGACGGCAACGACCGACGCCGACAGCGCCAGUAGCCAGGGUGACGACGUCAACAGCGAGGACGCAGCCAACGACAAGAACGACGGCAACAGCCCGAACACGGCGGCAGCGCCUCCGCAGGAGAGCCCGACGCCGCCUCCGUCGUCGCCUCCUCGGUAGCCGGCGGCGGCGGCGGCGGCGGCGGCGCCGAGGAUCAGGUUGUGGAUGGGCGGCGGGCGCGGCUGCUGAAGCGGCUGGCGCAUGUGGUGUGGGGCCCGGAGCUGGCGGGGCCUGUGGGGCGGCUGCGGCGGCGCACCGUGGGCGUGCUGCUCGCAAUGCUGCUGACACA
Molecule: messenger RNA, 5759 nt
Organism: Chlamydomonas reinhardtii
Lineage: Eukaryota; Viridiplantae; Chlorophyta; Chlorophyceae; Chlamydomonadales; Chlamydomonadaceae
Exons: 34
Coding region: 203-5590 (1795 amino acids)
Biological process (GO): RNA processing
Source: RefSeq, a predicted model, not a curated record